This is a messenger RNA of Schizosaccharomyces octosporus yFS286, 2930 nucleotides long. RefSeq names its product inositol-polyphosphate 5-phosphatase. Lineage: Eukaryota; Fungi; Ascomycota; Schizosaccharomycetes; Schizosaccharomycetales; Schizosaccharomycetaceae. Gene Ontology annotation, biological process: phosphatidylinositol dephosphorylation. Bases 205 to 2838 code for a protein of 877 amino acids. The transcript is spliced from 4 exons. Gene Ontology annotation, molecular function: phosphatidylinositol-3,5-bisphosphate 5-phosphatase activity; phosphatidylinositol-4,5-bisphosphate 5-phosphatase activity. The record is from RefSeq and is a predicted model, not a curated record. Gene Ontology annotation, cellular component: membrane; cytoplasm.
UGAAUACUACAGAACAGGCUACUACAAACAAGUUAAACCCAAAAUAAGAAUUUUGUAUUGCUUCUUUAAUGUAAAUAUUCAAUAUCAGGAAAAUUUAUGAAGUUUUUGGAACUUGGGAUUGAACUCUUGUAAACUGGCCUAGUAUUGUAAUCUUUAACCUUACUCAACGCAGGAAUCAGGAAAACUGCUUUUUCGAUUCCUGCGAUGUUUUGCUUCAUAAGAAAACAGGAAAGAGCACUAGCUUUUGUUAAUAAUGGCUGGGUAGCUAUAUUACAGAAACCACUCAAUGGUUCUUCGGAAGCGUUGAUUACUUUGAAUGUUGUUUCCCAUAAAGAAUUUGGAGAAUUACCAGGUUUUGAGCCUUUGAACGGAGGAAGACCAGUUAUUGGUAUACUAGGAGCUUUCUGUCACUCUUUUGGAGACGGUAAUGGAAGCGUUUUCAUCUGUAUUGUUCGAUCAGCGAAGCUGACGCUCCAGAUGGGAACAAAAGAGCCAACUUAUCAAAUACAAUCGGUUGAUUUCGUUUCUUUAGAUCGUGAUCUCUGGGACAAUGGUUUCGUUGGUCUUAAUCCGGACGCAACGCAACAUUACUCUUCCUUAGUUCAAAACAUUUCCAAUUCAACCUCAAAUGACCAAGGGAUAAGAGAAUCUUCAAAAUUAGCUGAAUAUCAUCCUUUAGCUAAUUUAAGCGAAUUACUUACGGAUGGCUCUUUCUAUGCAUCUCCCGAUAUUUGCUGUUUUACCAAACUAGAACCAAACACGCCGACUUCGUCUUGGGAUAUUUAUUGUUGGAAUCAAUUUAUGAUUCGAGAAUUCACUACACAUUUUGAUGAAACUAAGAUUGGUGAAAAACUACCGUCAUUAUUAUUACGUUGCUUCAGAGGUUAUGUUGAAUCCUACGAUAAUGGCGUGUUCGCAAUGGCCGUUAUAUCAAAACUCAGUAGCUAUGGAUCUCAGCAAAUGUAUCCGCCGUCUGGUUUGGAUGAUGACGCUUCUUGUUCAUUAUUCGUAGAGACUGAAUUUGUCGUUCAAGCGGAAAAGAAGCUUGCUAGUUUUUUACAGGUCCGCGGGACUGUCCCGUGUUUUUGGGAACAAGAAUAUUCAUCUUGGUAUGGGAUGAACGUUUCGUUUACAACUUCUGAGAAAGCAAGCCAAGGCCCAUGUAAUCGGCACUUCAUGAAGUUGCAAAGAGCGUACAAGGAAAUAUAUGUUUUGGAUCUUUUGGAUGAUGGUAAAGUUGAGGGACCGUUAAAAGAAGCUUACAAACAUCAUCUGAUUUUACUUCCUUUUCCUGUUGUUACAAAGCAAUUUCAUUCUUCGUUGGAUGAGAACAAUUCGAACUAUGAGGCUACUUUUAUGAAUUUUGUGCAGGAAACAAUCAAGGAUAUGUCAUUUUCUCUUCAAAAUGUUGAAUUAAAUACUUCCUCUUCCGUUCAGAAUGGCGUAAUUCGCACUAACGAUAUUGAUUGCCUUGGACGAACCAACCUCGCUCAGUGGAAAAUUUCAGAAACAAUGUUGGAAAAUUUGUUCAACUCUGUAAAUGCGGAACUUUCUGACGGUAUUCGUGACAUACAUGGCCAUCUUUGGUCUAACAACGGGGAUGCAAUUGCCAAGUUGGUAACUGGAGUAGGGUCCAUUGGGUCAAGCAUUUCUCGGAAAGGAUAUUCAUCAUUAUCUGGAUCCUUAAGCGAUUUAACUAAGACUUUUGGACGCAUGUAUCUUGGUAGGUUCCCAGAUGAAGAGACUCAAAAUACUAUACUAUACUUACUUGGUGCCUUCGAAGGACAAAAGUCUGUUUUAAUUGCUAACUCAGUAUCUUCUUAUGUUCAAGGUGUUUUGCAACAACGCCAUGAUGAAUAUGUUACCCACAAUGAAUGUUCAAUUUACUCCACAACAUUCAAUACAAACGGUAAACUCCCUUCUACAGAAGAAUUUGAAUAUUGGCUUUUACCUUAUGGUAAUCAAACACCAACAUAUGAUUUAUAUGUUGUAGGUAUUCAAGAACUCGUCAACUUAACCAUUGGUCACAUCGUGAAUACGAGCUCACAGAAAAUGAAACUUUGGGAGGAAAGAAUUUUACAAACACUGAAUUCGUAUCAUCCGAAUACAAAUUAUGUUUUGAUUAGCUCUGCUCAACUGACGGGUGUUUUUCUUACGAUUAUCGUUCGGGAAGACCGACUAAAUGCCAUCUCCAAGGUUUCGAAAGCUACCCGUAAAACAGGAUUUGGAGGAUUUGCGGCAAAUAAAGGAGCAGUAGCUAUUGAGUUAAACUUUUUUGAUACAGAUAUUUGUUUUAUAUCUUCUCACUUUGCUCCAAAGACUAACAAUAUUAACGAACGAAAUAUGGAAUAUGCAUCAAUUGUGGACGGAUUAGUAUUUGCGUCUGGCAUGAAGAUUUAUGAUCACAGCAAUAUCAUUUGGCUAGGUGAUUUUAAUUAUCGCAUUGAUGCAGACAAUGACGAAGCUCGUAAACUGAUUGAAGUUGGUGAUUUGAGUAAGUUAUACUCAUACGACCAGUUACGGAAAGAGAUGAAUGAAAAUCGUGUAUUUAUGAAUCUCGUUGAAAGUCAGCUUACAUUUCAACCGACAUACAAAUUCGAUUACAACACAAAUGACUAUGACACAUCGGAAAAGCAGCGUGUUCCAUCCUGGACUGAUAGAAUUUUGUCGACGAAGAAUAUCGUAAGGACAGCUUAUAUGUCAGUUGAUGUUCGCUGUUCAGACCAUCGUCCUGUUUUUUCAACAUUUUUAAUGCACACAACCAGAACCAACAAAGACAAAGAAGGUGAAAUUAUGAAAGAAGCUAGGAACGCCUACUUCACGAGUAACGUAUCAUGAUAUCUAAAUUAUGUUUUUUUUUUUUGUUACAACUAAUAUUUAAACUUAUAUAACGAAUAAUAAUUUACGUUUUUGGAAAUGAGACAAACAAG